AUGUCUCUUCCUUCUCACUUCACGCUCAAUACGGGCGCCAAGAUCCCUGCCGUGGGAUUCGGAACAUGGCAGGCCAAACCGCUGGAGGUCGAGAACGCCGUGGAGGUAGCCUUGAAGCAGGGAUAUCGUCAUAUCGACUGCGCUGCCAUCUAUCGCAACGAGACUGAAGUCGGCAAUGGCAUUCGCAAGUCCGGCGUACCCCGCGAGGAGAUCUUCAUCACCGGGAAGCUAUGGAACACCAAGCAUGCUCCUGAAGACGUGGAGCCGGCUCUGAACAAGACACUGAAGGACUUGGGAGUGGACUAUCUUGACCUGUACCUCAUGCACUGGCCAUGUGCAUUCAAACCCGGCGACAAGUGGUUCCCCCUGAACGACGACGGCGUGUUCGAGCUCGCCGAUGUGGACUACAUCACCACCUACAAGGCUAUGGAGAAGCUUCUGGCGACCGGGAAAGUGCGCGCGAUUGGGGUCUCCAACUUCAACGUCCGCCGACUGGAGGAGCUCCUCAGCCAGGUGACGGUUGUUCCGGCCGCCAACCAAAUCGAAGCCCACCCAUACCUCCAGCAACCCGAUCUUCUCAAGUUCUGCCAGAGCAAGGGUAUCGUGGUUGAGGCGUAUUCGCCUCUCGGGAACAACCAGACGGGUGAGCCACGGACGGUUGAUGACCCUCUGGUGCACACGGUGGCGGCUCAACUGGGUAUGGAUCCUGGCCCACUGUUGGCCAGCUGGGGAGUCCAACGCGGCACAGUCGUUCUGUCCAAGAGUGUGACGCCUUCUCGCAUUGCGGCGAAUCUCCAGGUCCAACGCUUGCCCGAGGAUGCGUAUGGUGCGCUGACCUCUCUUGAGCGCCACAAGCGGUUCAACUUCCCUGCUUUUUGGGGCUAUGACAUUUUCGAGGAGGUUGGGGAGGAGGCUGUUCGCAAGGCUGCGCUGGAGGCGGCGCCUGUCAAUAAGACCAAGUUUACUGUAUAG
Aspergillus terreus NIH2624 is the source of this 972-nucleotide messenger RNA. Its product is annotated as alcohol dehydrogenase. The record is from RefSeq and is a predicted model, not a curated record. Gene Ontology annotation, cellular component: cytosol. The coding region runs from base 1 to 972 and encodes 323 amino acids. Lineage: Eukaryota; Fungi; Ascomycota; Eurotiomycetes; Eurotiales; Aspergillaceae. The transcript has 2 exons. Gene Ontology annotation, molecular function: aldose reductase (NADPH) activity.